UGUAAAAAAACAAUAAAUAAUGUAGAAAAAUCAUUUGAUGUAGAUUCUAGUUUUUAUCCGACUUAUCAUUAUCUGAACAAGAAUAAAACGAUAAAAAAUGACAUGAACGGAAUCAAUUUCAAUAAUCAGAUGAAUAAUACAAAAUGGAAUAAGAACUGGAAUAAUAAUAGAUUAAAAUAUUUUAAUGAUUUUGAUUGUAGAUUAAUAAUGGAUAAAAGAAGGCCAUCAUUUUUUAGGAGUACAGGUGGUGGGGGGUCAAAAUGUGGAAAAAAGAAAAAGGCAAUUAGUGAGCGUUGUGUUUAUGAUAGUAAAAUACCAUUCGAUUUUCUAUUAACCAAAAAAGACAAAAAAUCAAAAAAAAUAAGAUGUCAAAGAAGUGAUAUAUGUUGUGAAAAUUGGAAAGAUUCUGAUGUUAUUCCGAAAUGUUAUGUAGAAAAAAAAUGCAAUACAGAUGCAUGCGCCAAAUGUGAUAGACGUAAAAAAGGCAAAAAAUUGAAAAAAGAAUACUAUGCUGAUUGUCAAAAAGUAUAUGAUAAAAGCUUAGUUCCAUCAGAUUGUCAAACUGCUUGGGAAGAAAGUCAAAGAAUAUGUGAUGGGAAAAUAUACGAUGAUCUUAAUAUUACAUAUACCAUGCAAACAGAUGUGGAACCAAACUUAUCGGAACAAAACGAAUCUAGUAAUGAUUCAUGCGAUAUAUGUUUGAAUAAUAAGGCCGCCGAAUCGUAUAAAAUAAAAAAAGGAAGCAAUCAAGGAAACAUAAAAUUGUGCUCUGAAUGUUCUACAAAGGUUGAUAAGAAUGUCAAAGAAUGUUCAAUUCGAUCAGCGGCAGGAGGUGGCUGUUGCAAACAGGAAGAUAUAAAUUGUGAGGAGGGUAAAUGUGUGAAAGAUUGCAAAAAAUAUAAAACGCCAAAACCAUAUAAACCUUCUGGCUCUAAACCAUGCUGUCCUAAUUGUACAAGAAAAACUGAGCCAGAAGAAGAGGAAAACGUAGAGGAAAAUCCAUGCCAAAAAAAGAAAUCUAGCAGCUAUUGUUGCAAUUAUUCUAAAAAUAAAAAAAAACGUUGUGGUAAGGGUAAGACCAUUGAAGUUUGCGAUCAUGAAAACUGUCCAAAGAAAACAUCAAAAUCAAAAGAAUGUCCUGAAGACUCCGAAUCCAAACCAAAGACACUCUGUGAGUGCCCAAAAGGUUGUAAGUGCUUAUGUUCAAAAUACUCAUUUUUCCCUGGACAGUCAUGCCCUAAACCAGUAGAAACACCCAGCGAAAAACCAGUAGUUACUAUUCAAAAAUCAGAUUGUGAAGAUCCACAAGUGAAUGAAAUGAUUGAAGAAUUAAAAUCUGAAAUGGGAUCUUUAUUGAAAAAAUUAGAGGUGCUUGGUAAAUCUCAAUGUAAAUGUGCCUUGAAACGAGAUGAAGUUGUACUUUUUGCAACGCAAGUUAUCAACAACCCAUUUGAUAAUAGCAAUAAACUUAAUCGUUACAUUGAAAUCAAUAAUGAUUCUUCAAUCGUUAGGAGCAAUCAUGAUGCCAUUAAUAAAAGUGAUAUUUUAAUUAAUACUUUGGAACAAAACACAAAUACUACAUUCAUAAUGCCACCUAAUAACAAACAAAUGAAUGAUGGUGGAUCCAUGAGUGUUUCAGAAUUUCCAUCAAAGUCUAGCGUUCAUCAAAAUGAGAAAAGAGAAUCUCCUACAGAACUACAAAGAGACGAGUCUACUGUGAUUAUUGAGAAGUUAACUAAACAUGAGGAUUUGUGCGAAUCGCAUACAGAAGUAUUGGAUAAAUUAGAAAACAAAAAAGAUGCAGUUGAUUUAUUAAACAAGGAAAUGGUUAAGAAAAACUUCAUUGAGAAAGAAAGUUGUAGCAUAAAACAACAAAACACAAAUAAAAUCGAAAACAAUAUCGAAAUAAUAUCUGCAAAAGUAGUAAAAGAUUCAAAUAACAAGAAACAAAAGUUAUUAUUGCAUCUUCAUAUGAAAAAGAGGAGAAAAAUGGCCAACGAGAAUUUGUGAUUUGUGUGCCAGUUUUCUACGACAAGUUGGUAUUGUUCAAUGCAAGUAUGGAAAGACUAGAACUACAUGAAUUACAAUCAAAAAUAAAUUAAUAAUUAAAAAAAUGAAAUAUAACGAAACACAUGUUCACGAUAACAAGUGGGAAGCAAAAAUGUUAAUGAUGU
This is a messenger RNA of Chrysoperla carnea, 2174 nucleotides long. RefSeq lists its product as uncharacterized. NCBI's taxonomy places the organism in Eukaryota, Metazoa, Arthropoda, Insecta, Neuroptera, Chrysopidae. The transcript has 6 exons. The record is from RefSeq and is a predicted model, not a curated record. Bases 103 to 2010 code for a protein of 635 amino acids.